Messenger RNA from Bactrocera oleae (olive fruit fly), 1190 nucleotides. NCBI's taxonomy places the organism in Eukaryota, Metazoa, Arthropoda, Insecta, Diptera, Tephritidae. The record is from RefSeq and is a predicted model, not a curated record.
UAGAUCAUGUAUUUAAAGUAGUUGUAAUUGCAUAUUUUUUUAAUAUAUUACGUAAUUAUGAAUCCAAAAUAUGUUUCUUUUUUAUAAAUAUUCUUCAAACAUUCGUAGUUUAUCUUAGUACGCCCUGUACUUGAAAGCGCAUCCGGCAACUCCCAACGGUUUUGACAGCUGUCAAAAAGCAAUACUGACAACUUGAGCAAUAUGGACUUCCUCUUUUUCGAUACGUUCGCGUUCGGGUGAAUUUGUUAAAAAAUUCAAUAAAAUAAAUCUUAGGUAAUCUCAGUGAAUAUUCACAUAAAAGCUUUUGAAAACUUUAUCAAGUUAUGUGGAAAAGUGUAUUAUUAUGUAAAAUAAGUUUAUUUCGCGACAAUUCUGACACAUACAAAUUAUUUUCGUACUCAUCUACGAAGUGAAUUGAAUUUGUUCUCAACUUGGCCGAAAAGCUAUGCCAUUGAUGUUUUGUUGCCAAAGCUAUGCAAUAAGGUUUUUGCAACAUUACCUGAAUCAAUAGUUCAAUGAAACGGCUUGGCGAAUUUUUAGAGCUUAUAACUUUUCACUAAGUGUUUCUCGUGGAUUUUAACUACAACAAAUGUUCGUUGCGGCGUUUCAGUAGUAAACUGCCAAAUUUUCAUAUGAAUCCAUGGUGCGAAUGAACGUAUUGGCUGAUGCCUUAAAAUGCAUUAACAACGCUGAGAAGCGCGGCAAACGUCAGGUUCUCCUGCGUCCCUGCUCCAAAGUUAUUGUCAAAUUUCUUACUGUCAUGAUGAAACAUGGCUACAUUGGUGAAUUCGAAAUUGUCGAUGAUCAUCGUUCCGGCAAAAUUGUUGUUAAUUUGACUGGUCGCUUGAACAAAUGCGGCGUCAUCUCGCCCCGCUUCGAUGUGCCCAUUAAUGAUAUUGAAAAGUGGACCAACAACUUGUUGCCCUCUCGUCAAUUCGGCUAUGUUGUGUUGACUACAUCCGGCGGUAUCAUGGAUCAUGAGGAGGCCAGACGGAAACAUUUGGGAGGUAAAAUUCUUGGAUUCUUCUUCUAAGCGGGACAGGUCGUUACACUAUCAAUAGUGUAUUUAAGCUAUUGCAGCUGGCAAAAGCAAAGUGUUUAUAUUAUUUUUUACAAAAAUAGAAUGAUAAUAGCCACUAAAAAACUGCAGUAAUCGUGCGUGGAAGGAAUAAAGAAUUGAAAAAAUUUUA